Messenger RNA from Lucilia cuprina (Australian sheep blowfly), 1135 nucleotides. It is a transcript of the gene Surf1, whose product is annotated as SURF1-like protein. NCBI's taxonomy places the organism in Eukaryota, Metazoa, Arthropoda, Insecta, Diptera, Calliphoridae. Gene Ontology annotation, cellular component: membrane; mitochondrion. Gene Ontology annotation, biological process: mitochondrial respiratory chain complex IV assembly. The transcript has 5 exons. The coding region runs from base 94 to 999 and encodes 301 amino acids. The record is from RefSeq and is a predicted model, not a curated record.
AUUAUUGUUGUUUUUUCCAUCAUUCGAAGAAUUGCAGUAGAAAAAGUUAUUUUUGUUAUUAUUGUGCAAUAAAGUUUGUCAAUAAUUAAAAAAAUGUUAAAGUUGUGUGGUCAUUUGCUAAGAAACCAGACGAGACCUUUAAUUGCCAUAAGUGUUAAACAAAAUAUCAAUUAUUUGCAAAUUGUAUCAAAACCAUCUCUAAGAUGUUUACCUCAACGUAACGCAAGUACAUCUUUAGCCGGUCCUGGAGCUCCAUCAAUGAAAAAUGAAGAAAAGAUAACACCUCUAGGAUGGUUUUUAAUGCUGAUUCCAGUAACAACAUUUGGCUUAGGUUGCUGGCAACUAAAACGUAAACUCUGGAAAGAACAAUUGAUAAAGGAUAUGGAAACUUUAACCAAAAUAGAGCCAGUUGAUUUACCAGAAGAUUUAUCAACUUUAAAAGAUAUGGAAUAUCGUGCUGUUAAAGUGAAAGGUACAUUUUUGCACGACAAAGAACUGUUAAUGGGUCCUAGGAGUUUUAUAAGACCUGAUGGUGGAGAAACAGCAGGAGGUUUAUUUUCACAACGAGAUACUGGUAAUGGAUAUUGGGUUAUUACUCCAUUUAAGUUAACAGGAAGAGAUGAUGUAAUAUUAAUCAAUCGUGGUUGGAUUUCACGUAAACAUCAAAAACCAGAAACACGUUUAGCAGGACAAAUUACGGAUGAGGUGGAAAUGACUUGUGUGGUGCGCAAGGGUGAACAGAGGCCACAAUUUACUCCUGAACAUAAAGGAGGUGUAUUUUUGUAUAGAGAUAUAGAUAAAAUGUCUGCUUUAACCGGUGCUCAACCAGUUUUUCUAGAUGCUAGCUACGCAUCAUCAGUGCCUGGCGGUCCUAUUGGUGGUCAAACUCGCAUCACUCUGCGUAAUGAUCAUUUAUCCUAUUUAAUCACUUGGUACAGUUUGUCUUUGGCCACAGCGUUUUUGUGGUAUCGUACCAUAUUGAAAAGAAAACCAUUUUAGAAAUUAAACAGCAUUUCUUUACUUAGUUAAACUAUAUUGUAUCUUUAUUUUAUUAUUGUUUUUUUAAUUAUUCUUUACAUAAUCAUUAUAUGUAGAUAUGCGAAAAAGAAGAUUUCUAAGAAAAUUUUAAAUACAA